This is a messenger RNA of Aspergillus pseudotamarii, 1848 nucleotides long. Its product is annotated as WD40 repeat domain-containing protein. The record is from RefSeq and is a predicted model, not a curated record. Gene Ontology annotation, molecular function: transcription corepressor activity; protein binding. Bases 1 to 1848 code for a protein of 615 amino acids. Gene Ontology annotation, cellular component: Set3 complex. NCBI's taxonomy places the organism in Eukaryota, Fungi, Ascomycota, Eurotiomycetes, Eurotiales, Aspergillaceae. The transcript is spliced from 4 exons. Gene Ontology annotation, biological process: regulation of transcription by RNA polymerase II.
AUGUCACAUCCUGAUCUUACGUCGCAUCAUGUCAACUACCUAAUCUGGAGGUAUCUUCAAGAAUCAGGUCACGGUGAAGCUGCAGUAACACUGCAGCGUGCAUGGAAUCAUGACCCACAGAGCUUACCUUUCGCUCCUUAUAUAAAAACUCAUGCGUUGGUGUCUUUGGUUCAAAAGGGUCUCCAAUAUCACGAGCUCGAACAGUCACUCGAUAAGGAUGGGAAUCCAAGGGCCUUUUCACCUUCAGAAUAUUUCUUUGGACCAGCGGUGCUGGAAGCGGAACCGCGGAAAAGUCAGGGUGGCCCGGGUGAAAAUGGCACAGAUCAGGCACCUGUCUCGCCCACGAGUAAAGUCGCGCGCGACGGCGUGAUCAACGGUCACUUGACAGGCGAACCUGCGGCACCUCAAGUUGUCCCCAAUGCUAAGAAAACCCGUAAGAGUGACCGCGCAGAGACCAACGGGGACGAAAUUCCAAUGGAAAUUGAUUCAAAUGGUGUUGCAAAUGAGACAAAAUCCGCAGUAGCUGCAUCACCAUCCGUGGCUGACACUGCUGUGGAUGGGGACGGGGACGUGAGCAUGGGCAUCCGACCGGACUCGCAAGACCAGGAACCAACCGCGGCGCCGACUUUCACCUUGACCAACGGCCACAGCGUUGGCGUCCAGAUCACACCCGCCAAGGCUGCCGACCUUAGUCCCGAUACCGCCCUCUUGAAUGUGGCUGAUGAUUGCCACGUGACCCGUGCAUUGUGGCGUCCAAAUGACUCCACCGUUGUCGUUGCAGUCGGCGAGACGUUUUGCAGUCUAUGGAAGAUGCCGUCAUCCGCGAGUCCAGUGCAAGAGAAACUUGUGGAGGGUAAGGGUGAUAAUAUCUGCGUCUCCGCGGUCGCCUGGGACCCUACGGGCCAGAAGUUGGCCGUAGCCACAUACAACGACAUGAGAGGGUCUAUCACUAUGUAUGAUGUCGCCGGAAAUGCCGUUGACCUCCUGCCCGAAGUACCUAGAAUGAUCACUGGAUUGCAUUGGACCGAGAGCGGCACCCAUCUAAUUGUCGUGGCAUCAGAUAGUAAAGUCUCCGAGCUGGCUCUCUGGGAUGAUUCAUUGCGACCGGACGAGUUCCCCUCUCCACAGGUAAUCGAUGGGUCAAUCUAUGACCUCAGUUGGCUUGGACGCAAUAAAGCAUACGCUUCGGGUAACGGAACGGUCUACCAAUGCGAUGUCGAUUCGAGCAUCCACAUCUCCAAGACAUUUACCAGUGAGACCGAUAGACCUUGGACAUUUAUUCGUUCCGAAAAUGUCAAUUCCUCCUCUGUGGCAGUGGCUGCAUCGUCUGCUGCAGCUGCGUUCUGGAUUCCGACUCAUGACAUGCACCUCGAUAGUGCACACGAAGGGGACAUCACGGCAAUAGAGCUUAAGCCAAACACACUAGAGCAACCACAAGCGAGCCAUCCUUUGGUUCUAGCCUCCUCAUCUACUGAUGAUACAGUCAAAGUAUGGCAUAUUGAUCUGGACGCAAAACGAUUUGAUUGCAUCCAUCGUCUGUUCCUCGGUCCAUCUUCACCGGCCCUCGCCAGCAGUUUCUCUCCGGACGGGUAUGCUCUGGCUGCUGCAAGCAAGGAGAAAUUGUUCAUCUGGAAUUCACAGAGGGGUGGCACCGCAAUGGCUACUUGGUCCGUGCCGGGGACCGACCGAGCAAAGAUCGAAGAAGGACAAAACCACUUGGCCAAUGGACACAAUGGGAACGCCGAGCCAAUACCGGACCGUUCUCUUGCAUGGGACAGUGAUGGUAAACGACUCGCUUUUGGCUUUGGCAAGCAGGUAUGUUGUCUAUCGUACCUAAGUGGAGAUUAA